This is a messenger RNA of Symphalangus syndactylus (siamang), 937 nucleotides long. It is a transcript of the gene METTL26, whose product is annotated as methyltransferase like 26. Lineage: Eukaryota; Metazoa; Chordata; Mammalia; Primates; Hylobatidae. The record is from RefSeq and is a predicted model, not a curated record.
ACGUGCCCCGCGGGAGCCCGGGCACCGCCCCCGACGCGACCGGCGCGCCGAGUCCGCGGUGGGGAGUUGUUGCUGUUGCGAUGCUGGUGGCGGCGGCCGCGGAGCGGAACAAGGAUCCCAUCCUGCACGUGCUGCGGCAGUACCUGGACCCGCCCCAGCGCGGCGUCCGCGUACUCGAGGUGGCCUCGGGCUCCGGCCAGCACGCGGCGCACUUCGCGCGGGCCUUCCCCUUGGCCGAGUGGCAGCCGUCGGACGUGGACCAGCGCUGCCUGGACAGCAUCGCGGCCACCACGCAAGCCCAGGGGCUGACCAACGUGAAGGCCCCGCUGCACCUGGACGUGACGUGGGGCUGGGAGCACUGGGGCGGGAUCCUGCCACAGUCGCUGGACCUGUUGCUCUGCAUCAACAUGGCCCAUGUCAGCCCCCUGCGCUGCACGGAGGGGCUCUUCAGAGCAGCAGGACACCUGCUCAAACCCAGGGCCCUGCUCAUCACCUACGGGCCCUAUGCCAUCAAUGGGAAGAUCUCCCCCCAGAGCAACGUGGACUUUGACCUGAUGCUCAGAUGCAGGAACCCGGAAUGGGGGCUUCGGGACACAGCCCUCCUGGAGGACCUGGGACAGGCCAGUGGCCUGCUCCUGGAGAGGAUGGUAGGUGGGGGAGCGGGGGCCCAGGCAACCUACCUAGGGGUUGAGGACCGUCCUCCAGCAAAGCGUUUCUCCAGGUGGACAUGCCAGCCAACAACAAAUGCCUGAUCUUCCGGAAAAACUAAGCCCCUCCUUCACCCCAGCACAUGUGCAUCCCUGCCGGAGGCUCUGUGAGGCACGAACCCUGCCUCCCUAGGCCGGACCUUGUGGAGGACAGCCCCACCCAGUCUGUGCUCUCAGCCGGUGGCCGAAGGGCCCAGCCUGCUCAGAAUAAAGCAUGUCCUGCUGCCGGC